AUGUUGGUUUUAAAAGCUUGUACAGUAUGUCUAAGUACUGAUGUUAAAUUGUGUAAUAUGGAUAAUGGGCAGCUACGACAUGAAUACAACAUAGUGUCUGGAUUAAAAACACACAUGGGUAAUGGCCUGCCUGGAUAUCUUUGCGUUGAAUGCUUGGCGUAUGUAAGACGUUUCAAACAGUUUAGAGAUAAAUGCCAAAGAGCUCAUUACGCUUUAAAACAAAUUCUGGAUAAACAGAAACAGAUUACAAAAGCUGCUCUCAAAGUAAUUGAUCGUAAACUUAUUAAUAUUUUGCCCUCACUGUCAUAUGUAGAUAAUAGUAGAACAUAUUAUGAACAAGUUAAAUUCCAGUGGGUAAAGCAUAGUCGCUGUAGUGAUGUUAGAGGUGAAAUACCUAUUGUGCAUCACAAUACAACGGAUAAAAUUGAAAUUGCUGUGCCUAAUAAAAAAACUAAACUUAAUAAUGGCAACAUUUUAUUAAAAAUUGAAGAAAAAGAUACAGAAACAGAUAGAGACUUCAAAUUAGAUUUACCUGAUAUAGAUGGUGAUCACAAGGAAUCUGAAUGCUUUGAUGAGUCAGUCCCUCUUGUUGAUGAAACUGAAAUAUCUAAUGAAACAAACAUAUUUCAAGAGUUUUUCAUCAGCAAUGAUCAUGACUAUGAUAGUUAUGUUUACCCACAAUGCAAAGACGAAAAUGAUGCCUUAAAAAAAGAUGACCAAGACAUUGAUGGUUGUAAUUUAGAUGAAGAGUAUGCCAGCAUAGUUCCAAUAUCUAUGAAGGAAGCAAAAGCUGCAGUGGAAGUGUACAAAAUGUUUAGUCAUGGCAAAUAUUCCUGUGAUGUAUGUACCAAACCUUUCUUCAGUGAAAAUCGUUUGAAAAACCAUAAAAGAAUGCAUGAUAAGUACACUAGUGGCACAUUCCUUUGUGAGUUAUGUAAUUACUAUUAUAAGACUGAUUUCCUGUUGAAAACUCACAUGACUGAGAAACAUAUGUACAAAUAUAUAUGUAGAAAAUGUCCUGAAGUUAGUUUUGAUAGAACAUCAGCAAAGCAGCAUUUUAUUUGGUCACAUUUACAAAAGGGCAACAACAAGGAUGCUAAUUGGUAUGAAUCGCGCCCCAGUUGGUUGAAUAAUAAGGGAGGGAGGAGAAACAAAGGAGUAGUUUCGCUUCGACCUGUUAGAAAAAUUAAGAAGUUACCUGAGGACUUUCUUGUAUAUUCUCCAAUAUCACAUGAAGAGCAGUAUAAAUUAGUUGAAGCACGACAGAGUAGUAUGAAUUACAUAGAAGCUGAAUUCAAAUGUCAGUUUUGUUACAGAGGAUUCAGGGAGACUGCUACAUACAAUAAACAUAUGAGAAAACAUGACCCGGCAAUCGCUGGCAAUUACCAGUGCGAUGUGUGCAAAUUAUAUUUCAAGGAUACAAGAAAAAUGUACAAACACAUGAAUAUAUCGCAUCUCUUCAAAUACUCGUGCCAAUUGUGUAGUUACGUCUGUUAUAAUAAAGGUCAAGCACAUUUACAUUAUAGGUGGCAUAAAAAUGUAACAUACCAGUGUCAAUACUGCAAGAAAGAAUUCAAGAAAGCUUCCACGCGGUUGACACACAUUAGGAUAAAACAUCCAUCGACCAAUAUUUGUAAUCUAUGUGGACACAGUUUCGUCAGCGAAACAGGUCUCUAUUGUCACCAGAGAAUUGCACACAGUAAAGAGGAGCUAGAAGGCGGUGAAGAGACAGAAUUUAAUGUGGACGAUCCACUUUACUGCGCCGAUUGUAACAUUAAGUUUAAGAACCAAGAGGCUUUCACGACGCAUUUCGGUAGCUCCAAGAAGCACUCCAGCAUAAAUCUCUCCAUCACUGGCAAUAGCCAAGUGAAGAAGCGAGAAGGUAGAAAGCGUAAGGUAUCCCGACGCGACACGUCGGUGAUAUUAAACAAUGGCAUGCCAACUUCAACGCAGUGCGAAGUGUGCAAGAAGUACCUGUUGAACGACGUGCAAGCACGCAAGCACUACGUGGCCGAGCACCCCGGCGUCGAGUUCCUCAAGCGGUACAUGUGCGAUGUGUGCGGACACACUACUAAGCAAUACGCAAACCUAAUGGUGCACAUGCGGACUCACACGCACGAGAAGCCGUACGGAUGUCCGCACUGUGAUCGACGCUUCAGCAUGCCCAGCAACCGGGAUCGACAUCUCGUUGUUCACACGGGCGAGAAGCGUUACCAAUGUCAGCUGUGCAAUCGUCGCUUCACACAGAGCAGUGCAGUCAAACUGCACAUACAGACUGUGCACCUCAAGAUUCCCUACGCACCCUGGGAUAAGAAGAACAGAAAACGUCGCCGCGAGAUGGAGGCUGCAAGCCUGCCAGUGAUACAGCCGCCCGUGGAGCCAAAAGUUAUCGUCGACACCAACACAGAUUAUCUCAAUGCUUACAUUUCUUACAACGAGUGA
This is a messenger RNA of Parnassius mnemosyne (clouded apollo), 2442 nucleotides long. Lineage: Eukaryota; Metazoa; Arthropoda; Insecta; Lepidoptera; Papilionidae. The record is from the annotation of a GenBank genome assembly.